This is a messenger RNA of Trichophyton benhamiae CBS 112371, 1653 nucleotides long. Its product is annotated as NOL1/NOP2/sun domain protein, putative. Gene Ontology annotation, biological process: rRNA base methylation. The record is from RefSeq and is a predicted model, not a curated record. Gene Ontology annotation, cellular component: nucleolus. Gene Ontology annotation, molecular function: methyltransferase activity. Lineage: Eukaryota; Fungi; Ascomycota; Eurotiomycetes; Onygenales; Arthrodermataceae. The transcript is spliced from 3 exons. The coding region runs from base 1 to 1653 and encodes 550 amino acids.
AUGAACUUACUCGACGGUCCCGCCAUGCUUGCUGUUGUCUUUGCUGUCGCUUCUCUCUCGUUCGUCCUCGCCUCCGCCUUCGCCUUUUUUUCCUUUGACGUUGAAGAACGAGGAUUAUACGGAAAGGAGUGGAAGAGGAUGUCGCUUUACUUUGAGGCUGCGGCUGUUCUCAGUGGGCCGUCGCACGCCGGCUCGCUCAAGUCGAGAGUCUACACAGGAAAGUGGAAGUCUCCUCCAGCCCAGAUUUACGCUCUGAUAGUCGAGGUCGCAAAGUACAACGAGUGCAUCAAGGAGGUCAUAGACAACGCCGGCAUCCUGGCGCAUGAAUCAAAGGUCAGUCAGGCUUACUCCUUUGCAUUCACAGUAUCAAUUGGGUUUGCUGCUAACGAGAACAAGUUGCGAGUUCGCCGAGGAUGCGCCUCAAAGGAGGAAUUGAAGCAUAAGCUGGUGCAGGACCAGCAGGUGAUGAAGGCAUUCUCGCCUAGAUGGAUACGAAUAAAUAACGUGUUGACGACAUUGGAUCAUGAGAUGAAAAGUACUUUCGCUGGCUAUGAGUCUGCGAGUUCCUUAUCCGAGCUUGCAGAAGCCACAGCAGAUGAGAAGAAGUACUGCUUGGACGAACACAUACCAGACCUUAUGGCCAUCAGUCGUGACAUCGACAUCACUUCUUCAUCUGCAUAUAAAGAAGGAAGACUUAUAUUACAGGACAAAGCUUCUUGUUUCCCCGCCUACUUGCUACUAGGGGACCAUCCAGGGCAGUGGAAGGGAGACCUUAUUGAUGGCUGUGCCGCUCCGGGAAACAAGACAACGCAUCUCGCUUCGUUGCUCUCUUCUACUCCAGAGAAGCAAAAGAAUAGGGUAUUUUCUCUAGAUGCAUCCCACUCGCGAUCCAAGAUCCUGCAGACAAUGGUGAAAAAGGCCGGCGCGAGUAACAUAGUGACAGUUUUACCUGGGCAGGACUUUUUAGCCCUUGACCCGGCUGACACGCGAUUCCAGCAUGUCACUGCUCUGCUGCUUGAUCCCAGCUGUUCAGGUAGUGGGAUUACGAAGCGUGAAGACGUCCCGCAACUCGACCUGCCCAAGUCAAAGUCUGAACUUACGCUUGCUACUACGACCAGCAGCAAGGGGUCGAAGAAUCGGAAAAGAAAACGAGAGAACCCAGCGGAUUCAUCAUCCCCAGGUAGCUCACCUACAACAGAAGCAAAAGAAGAUGAGAGUGAACGGCUAGCUAAGCUUGCUAAUCUGCAAAGCCAAAUCGUGGAGCAUGCAUUUGGCUUCCCAGCGGCUACCCGCGUUACUUACAGCACCUGCUCCAUACACCACGAGGAGAACGAGGAUGUUGUCGCUCGUGUGCUAGCCUCAUCUAUUGCAAAAAAUCGUGGCUGGAGACUUGAGUUACGGUCAGAGCAGGCAAGGGGCCUUCGGAACUGGCAUCACCGCGGAGUAUUAUCCGGCGGUAGCUCAGAAAGCCCACCCCAGCUGUCUCCCGAACAGUUAGAGGCUUGCAUUCGAUGUUGGCCUGCCGGGGAUGAAGGCACUGGGGGUUUUUUUGUAGCGAUCUUUGUGCGGGAAGAAAUUGAGGGCAAAGUAGGAGGUGAUGAAGACAACGACGAAGAAUAUGAUGAUGUCUGGGAGGGCUUCAGUUCUAGUUAA